Molecule: messenger RNA, 1035 nt
Organism: Nematocida ausubeli
Lineage: Eukaryota; Fungi; Microsporidia
Exons: 1
Coding region: 1-1035 (344 amino acids)
Biological process (GO): tRNA N1-guanine methylation
Cellular component (GO): nucleus
Molecular function (GO): tRNA binding
Source: RefSeq, a predicted model, not a curated record
AUGGAAGAAAAAGAAGAGAAAAAAAGACUCUCAAAGAAGGAGAAGAAAGAGCUGAAGUACCAGAGGCUGAAGGAAAAAUAUAAAGAGAAAAAAACAAAGAGAACAAAAAGAAAGAAGGCCCCAGAGAAUCAAGUUAGGUCAAACUACAGAAUAUGGAUAGAAGUACUAGGGGGUUCUGACCUAAUGACAGACAAAGAGAUGAGAAGUCUAUGCGAGCAAAUAAGAUAUGUCUAUGCAGCAAACAGAGUAGCACAAAAUCCAGUGAAUUUAACUGUAGGAAAUUCAACCCUUCUUAAUGGAUAUCUUAGGCAGGACAUAGAGAACUGGACGAACAUUCAGUUCAGAAGCAAGUCAAUUCAGGACAUCACUAAGGAUAAGGUAGUGCGGGAGGAAGAAGGUGUUAAGAUGACAGGAGAAGGUGUUAAGGUGGCAGGAGAAAGUAUUGAAGAGAGUCUUAAACCAGAAAGUGCUAAGGUGACAGAAGAAAUUGCAGAAUAUAAGGCAGCACGAGAAGAAGCAGAAGGUGUUGAAGAGAGUCUUAAACCAGAAAGUACUAAGAACCAUGAGAUGCCAGAAAAUAAUCCAGAAAGUGAUAAACCAGAAAGUACUAAGAACCAUGAUAAUCCCGAAAAGGUAGAAACCAAAGACCCCUUGGAUGACAGCAUAGAUGAUUCUGUGGAUAUUUCAGAUAUAGUAGUACUAACAGCAGAUGCAGAGGAAGAAUUAACUGAAAUGGAAGAAGGAACAAUCUAUGUGAUAGGUGGUCUAGUUGACAGAAAUAGACACAAAGGAUACACAGAGAGAAGAUUCAAAGAAUCAUUCCGUACUGCAAGACUCCCAAUAGAGAAGAAACUUAAUUCAUCUACAGUCCUAAGCACACUGCACGUAUUCAAUAUUCUUCUAUCAUACACCCAGACCCAGGACUGGAAUGCAGCCAUAGAAGAACACCUGCCCAUGCGAAAACAAGUCAAGCCAGAGCCAGCAGCAGAGACAAACUCAGACAAAGUGGAAGAGACAAAGCACAGCAAGGAAUAA